AUGGGAGCUUGUUUAUCAAGAUAAGAGGAAUUUAACGCCCAGGUAGGGCAGUUUGAGAAAAGUUUACCUUUUUCAAAAAUAUCAAUUCAAGACUAUCAAGAAAGGGUAAAGAGGCUAGUUUUCGAAGGUGAUUAAGAUCAAAUAACUCUAAGACAGCUCAUUGAAUCUUUUAAAGAUAACAACUCUUUCCAUACAGAGCUCUCAACUGAAGGCAGUGAGCUAAGAAGCAUAUUUCUAAGCAAAUAUCUUAAGAAACCCUAAAUGAAAUCUUUACUUGGACUAGAUGGCAAGAAUCAGGCUCCUCAGAAAAUUUCUGAAUAAAGCCUUGCUGACUAAAAUGAUUUAAAAAUUUGGGUCACUGGCCUUCUAAUGCUUGGUAUACUGUACUGCCAAGGUUCAGCUAGAGUAAAAGCUAAUGUAUUUUUCGAGAUAUUGCAAAAAGAGUUGAACAGUGAUAUUACUCAUCAAGAUUAAGAAUUCAUUACAUUUUACCCAAUCUAUCUUCAAUAUGCCACUUCGCUUCCCUACCAUUUCACAGCUAUAAGACUUGGAAAGGAGCUUGAUGAAGACAAGGAAAAAGAUGAAGAGGAAGAACUAGAAACUAUCUAUGAUAGCAUUAAAGAGGAACUCAUUGAUUUAAUUUACGGAACUUAUAACAAUAAAGUCUCGAGAAGUGAAUUUAUUGAUAAGUUAUCAGGCUCAUUAUGGAGGUAUCUAGAUGCUAAUGAGUUAAGAAAGAUACUAGAUAAAAAGCUUAAAGAGAAUAGCAUCAAUUCCUAUUUAAAAUCUUAGCUAGAUGAAUUAGGUGGAAUCAGAGUAAAUGGAAACGGACCUGCCCAAACAUAGGCUUGA
Messenger RNA from Stylonychia lemnae, 852 nucleotides. NCBI's taxonomy places the organism in Eukaryota, Ciliophora, Spirotrichea, Sporadotrichida, Oxytrichidae. The record is from the annotation of a GenBank genome assembly.